Messenger RNA from Platichthys flesus (European flounder), 4443 nucleotides. It is a transcript of the gene kpna3, whose product is annotated as karyopherin alpha 3 (importin alpha 4). Gene Ontology annotation, molecular function: protein binding; nuclear import signal receptor activity. Gene Ontology annotation, biological process: NLS-bearing protein import into nucleus. Gene Ontology annotation, cellular component: nucleus; nucleoplasm; cytoplasm. The transcript is spliced from 17 exons. Lineage: Eukaryota; Metazoa; Chordata; Actinopteri; Pleuronectiformes; Pleuronectidae. The record is from RefSeq and is a predicted model, not a curated record. The coding region runs from base 174 to 1739 and encodes 521 amino acids.
CUGUGGAAACCAGGGCAGCCUGUGUAGGAGGUUUGCUUUGACUCCUCCCCUCCCCCUGUGAUCUGUGCCUCCUCCAGCAGCAGCAGCAGCAGCAUCAUAGGAGCUGCCGAGCCUCGUCUUUCACUGAGGAGAUCCCGACAACCAGAGCAUUAGCUAAACCUCCUCGUACAGCCAUGGCAGAAAACGCCGGCUUGGAUAACCACCGCAUCAAGAGCUUUAAAAACAAGGGACGCGAUGUCGAGACUAUGAGAAGACAUCGAAAUGAGGUGACAGUUGAGUUGAGAAAGAACAAAAGAGACGAACAUCUACUGAAGAAGAGAAAUGUCCCGCUGGAGGAAGGUCUGGAGGACUCUGAUGCCGACUCAGACUUCAAAGGACAAAAUGUUACACUUGAUGCCAUUUUACAGAAUGCUAUCAGUGAUAAUGCAGUCAUACAGCUGAGUGCUGUACAGGCAGCCAGAAAACUGCUCUCGAGUGACAGAAACCCUCCCAUCGACGACUUAAUAAAGUCUGGCAUUCUGCCCAUUUUAGUCAAAUGCCUGGAAAGGGAUGACAACCCCUCUCUUCAGUUUGAAGCAGCCUGGGCUCUGACCAACAUUGCGUCUGGGACUUCAGCACAGACUCAGGCUGUGGUUAAAUCCAAUGCAGUGCCCCUUUUCCUGAGACUGCUACACUCCCCCCACCAAAACGUUUGUGAACAGGCUGUAUGGGCUUUAGGAAAUAUCAUAGGUGAUGGCCCACAGUGCAGGGACUUUGUAAUCUCCCUUGGAGUGGUCAAGCCCCUGCUUUCUUUCAUCAACCCAUCAAUCCCCAUUACCUUCCUCCGCAAUGUUACCUGGGUCAUUGUUAACCUCUGCCGCAACAAGGAUCCACCACCACCCAUGGAGACCGUGCAGGAGAUUUUGCCUGCUCUCAGUGUGCUAAUAUAUCACGACGAUAUAAAUAUCCUCGUAGACACAGUGUGGGCUUUGUCCUAUCUGACGGACGGAGGCAACGAGCAGAUCCAGAUGGUCAUUGAUUCUGGAGUUGUUCCAUUUCUUGUUCCUCUCCUCAGCCACCAGGAGGUGAAAGUUCAGACGGCAGCUCUUAGGGCAGUGGGAAAUAUUGUAACGGGAACAGAUGAGCAGACCCAGGUUGUGCUCAACUGUGACGUCCUCUCACAUUUCUCCAACCUGCUCACACACCCGAAAGAGAAGAUCAACAAGGAGGCAGUCUGGUUCCUGUCCAACAUCACAGCUGGGAACCAGCAGCAGGUCCAAGCUGUGAUCGAUGCAGGAUUGAUUCCUAUGAUCAUUCACCAACUGGCUAAGGGUGACUUUGGCACUCAGAAAGAGGCAGCGUGGGCCAUCAGCAACCUCACCAUCAGUGGGAGGAAAGACCAGGUGGAGUUCCUGGUGGAGCAGAAUGUCAUCCCUCCGUUCUGUAGCCUGCUGUCGGUGAAGGACUCGCAGGUGGUCCAGGUCGUCCUGGACGGCCUCAAGAACAUCCUCAUCAUGGCAGGAGACGAAGCCAGCACCAUUGCUGAGAUCAUCGAGGAGUGUGGAGGUUUGGAGAAGAUAGAGAAUCUUCAGCAGCACGAGAACGAGGAUAUCUACAAACUAGCCUUUGAGAUUAUUGAUCAGUACUUUUCAGGAGAUGAUAUCGAUGAAGAUUCCAGCUUGAUCCCUGAAACAACUCAAGGAGGAACCUUCAACUUUGACCCAGCUUCCAACAUGCAAACAAAGGAGUUUAAUUUCUAAAAGCCAGGAUGUUUGGUUCUACCAGCUGCACGGGUACUCUGUAAUCACCCCAGACGUUCAUCCAUCUCUCCUCCAACCUGGCAACCUGGUACAGAAGGAUUUACUUAGGAUAACUUCAACAUGGAAACGCACCACUGAAGGAUUUACCCACCUCUGCACUGCGGGGUGUUUUUUCUUUUAUCUUUUAAAUGGGCAUCCCUCACAGAUCACAGCAUCCUAUCAUCGGAGUCCUUGUCACUCGACAGGCACCGUCACCAUCUGACAACCUGCAUCAAGAGGAUUGUUAGGAUUCUCUGCCAGUGCUUCUAAAUAUCACACAAAAAUAAAAGCAGAAGGAAUGAUAAGCCUUCGGGGCAAGAUUUAAAUUGCCAAAUGUCUAGAACUCACAUAGACAAAAACACAAGCACAUUUACACACACACACCAUAUUUAUGUACACACUUUUGGACACCUAGAAUUUGUGUGCAUACUUCUGUUAGAAGCCAUCAUAUCACUUAAGGGGAAGAAAUACUGCUGUUUGUUUGUGGUUUAUUUUUUGUGCUUUCCCUCCCCUGGAUUGUCCUCUGAUGUUACUUCACCCACGUGCACGCACACUAAUAUUCAAGUACACACAUCAGCACACUAAGUCAAACUGAUACCUGAAGGCCGGGCAUCCAAACAACCCUCUCUUACCCAGUUUAAAUAGUUAAUCCCAGAGUUAAGCCAUGAUUAUCCAUGGACCCCCACUGCCCUCCCAGGAGCGUCCUGGAGCAGGUGGAGGGGCGAAAGGGCUCUAAGGCAAAACAAGGACUCUGUGGCAAACAGACUGACGAGACUUCUUACUCAAUGGCGUCACUUUUUUUUAAUGUGACCUGUUGAAUAAACAAACUCAUUGUUUGUUUAAAAAAAAAAAUCAUCAAAAAUGUGAAGAAAAUGCCAUAAUACUUUAUUUUUUUUUCCAAUACACACAACGAUAAGACCUGCUAUUUGCCUGCUCCUUAUUCAGCGGAGCAACACUUUUUGUUCCUGUUUUUUUUUAAGGGGGGGGAUGUGAAUACCUAUCAUGGGGGAAUCACCUUUUAGAUGAAGGCGCAGAGACUUGAGAGAAAAGAAACAUGUCAGCUGUAGCGUUUAUCUCCCCCACAGGUCAUCUAUUUCUGCAGCAUGAGCUUGGUCCCGUCCUUUGGCCCGGUGAACUGUGUGCUCUGGCCUCCCCUGUAAUGUGAAACUCAGAAGGGGGGUUUAACAUGAAAAGAUAAAAAGGAAAAAAAAGAAUCGUCGCGCUAAAAUCGAUCCGAAUUGUUUAUCUGACCGUAAGCCUAUUUUUUUAUUUUAAUUUUAUUUUUAUUCUCUUCAAAGAAAUAUUUUAGUUUCAUGUUUCAGCUUCUUAUGUUUUGCAUUUUACUUUUCUUCAGUCUUAUGCACACGUCUGAGAGGCAUAUUGAUGUCUGCCGGCAGAGAGGGACCUAUACUCACUGAAAAACCUGCAUAAGGAGUACAGGUCCUGUCAUUUAUAAAACCUAACUACUUUUCAAGGAAGAUGUCACAUGUCAUCACUCAAUUUGAAUAACUGUACAAAAAUGUGAUGUGUAUCUCUCCUUGCCGUCUAAUGAAUAUAUGAAUAUAUUUACAUAAAGCCUGUACAAAGCUGCUGCAGCUGACAGUCGUUGGAUGGACGAUAACUUUACUGUCAAAGAUGGCUGGGGAGGAUUUUUUGUUGAAGCAAUAUUUCUUUGUUUCAUUGUUUUUAUUUUUGACUUGCAUAUGUAUUGUGAUGACAUGCUGAUUAAUUGGAUCAGAGCUGUGUUUUUCUCCUCAUGGCGGUGACGGGUUGUUUAAAAAUGUACCGUCCCAUGUCCCAGUCGGUGCGCAGGUUCGGGUUUGAGGGUGUUGAACUCCUCGCCCGACCCUCGCCCUGGUCUCGAAGACUUUCUGAUCCUCUGGAUGGCUGCUAACUACUGAGAGGGGGUCAGAGUAGGGGGUGGGGGGUGGCACACUGGGGUUUAAAAUAUGUUGUGGGGUUGUUAUGAGCAGCCCAGGCUUGUUUUUGGGACUAGCUGUUUAUUACUGAACAAAACUAUAGAGAGGGUGUACAGUCAUGAACUAGCAGAAUAGACCGAGCCACUUUAAAGAUUUACAAUUUCGUUGCCUUGUAUCCGAAUUGGAUACAAGCUUAUGUUUGUUGCAAGAUUUUUACUUGCUAAUGAAAAGUUGUUUUAAAUAAAAUAAUGAGAAGAGCAACAGACAGCGUUUUGGCCUCUGAUUGUUUAUAUCUUUUUAUAAAUUUUAGAUUGAAUUCUUCUCUUUAAGGUGGCUCAUUGAUGCUUUCAACUCUUGUGCAUAUUAAAGAAAAUGAGUUGAAAAUCAUUGUGCCUUUUUGUUUUUCAUUUCAACUAAAACUUACGUUUUAUUGAAUAAAAAAAAAAAAGAUUCUUUGAGCAAGGUGAGAAUGUGGGAGAUGUGGCUACGGUAACAUGUGGCGUUGGAGUUUGCUGUUGAUGCUGCUCUCUUCUGUUGAGAGCGCUUCCCCUCCAGUCGUAUUCAUGGAACAUUGUAACUCAUCAUUUCUCCCUCUCAACAACCCUCCCUCCUCUCGAACACACAAAAUGAUUCAUCACCAUAUUUUAGUCAGGGGAUUUUUGAUAUCAUUGCCUCUCAUCUCGCCCUCAGGACAUGAUCUGUGUUUCUGAUCCUAACCAAAAUAAACUUGAUGUUUAGCCACUGGA